CCAUUUUAUCAACAAAACCUUUUACUGUUUCCUCCUUCAAAGAAAUUAUUUCUUUCCUUCAUUCUCAUCAUGGAGUUUGCCACCAGCAUUGCAGAGAACGUCUUGGGUAGGCUAGCUUCCUAUGCUUCCCAAGAGAUCUCCUUGGCAUGGGGUGCCCAACUUGAGCUCACCAAGCUCAGUAAGACCUUAUCUACCAUCAAACUAGUGCUUCAGGAUGCAGAGAAGAAGCAAGUGAAGAAUCCCCUAAUCACUCAUUGGUUGGGAAAUCUCAAAGAUGUUUGCCAUGACGUUGAUGAUGUCCUUGACGAACUAGAGUUUCAAAAGCUGCGAAAGAAAGUUCUGGUCAACAACCGUGGGAUUGUCAAAGGAAAGGUAUGCCAAUUUUUUUCACGUUGGAAUCCAGUUGUGUUUAACUUUAAGAUGGGACAUAAAGUGAAAGAGAUUAGAGAACAAUUACUUGAGAUUGAAAAUGAUAAGAGAGAGUUUGCUCUUGUCGAAGUUGCUAAUAUAUCUGAAGAUCAUCAUGUGUCCCAAGGGAAGCACAAUAAUAAAAGAGAGACUGAUUCUUUGGUGGAGGCUUCAGAUGUUAUUGGGAGAGAUGAUGAUAAAAAACAGAUUAUUAGCUAUCUCUUAAAUAACACUGUUAUCUCUAGUGAGGAACAUGUUUCUAUUAUUUCCGUUCUUGGGCUAGGAGGGUUGGGAAAGACAACUCUUGCUAAAUUAGUGUACAAUGAUAGCAUGGUAGAGGAGAAUUUUGAGAUGAAAAUGUGGAUAUGUGUCUCAGAGAAUUUUGAUGUCCAAACAUUAAUUCGUGGCAUUAUCAAUGCUGCAAUUGAACAAAAAUGUGAGGAUGAUAGUUUGGACCGUAUGAAAAGAAGGUUGCAAGAUACUUUGAGAGGUAGAAAGUUUUUGUUAGUGUUGGAUGAUGUCUGGGAUACGGAGUUAAUUGGAGUAACGAUUGAAAAAUGGAUUGAUCUAAAAGUUUUGUUAAAUGUGGGAGCUAAUGGAAGUAAAAUCAUCCUAACAACAAGAAAUAAAUCAGUUGCUUUACUUGUGAGUCCCUUAUACAUGCACCCCUUAGAAGGUCUUCCCCACAAAGACUGCAUGUCCUUGUUCAUCAAAAAGGCAUUUAAGAAAGGAGAGGAGCAACGCUAUCAACAUUUGAUAGAAAUUGGAGAGGAUAUUGUGAAGAAGUGUGGAGGAGUUCCUUUAGCAGUAGCUACUGUAGGGAGCAUGCUCUAUUUGAAAGUAGAGCGACACUAUUGGUUAAGUGUCAGAGACGAUGAAAUGUGGAAUAUAGGAAAUGACAAUAUUCUACCUGCAUUAAAAUUGAGUUAUGACGCAUUGCCACCAUACUUGAAAUCAUGUUUUGCCUUUUGUUCACUGUUCCCUAAGGGUUUUGAAUUCAAUAGUGCAACAUUAACCUGCUUUUGGAUGGCACAAGGUUAUCUCAAAAUUUCUGACAAAACUCAAAAUUUUGAACAAAUGGGUUUAGACUAUGUACGGCAGUUUUGUUCUAGAUGUUUGUUUCAAGUUGACCAAGAUUUCAAAACAGUCGUGAUUUCUAAAAUUCAUGAUCUAGUUCAUGAUUUAGCAAUUUCAGUGGCCCAAGUAGAGUUCUCCACCAUUAAUUGUCGUCCCUCUAGUACUUUUGAAAAGGUCAGACAUGUGUCGAUAUCUGAGGAGGAUUUAUCCCAAAUUCCCAAUUUCAUGCUCCAGUCAAGAAAAUUGCGAACCAUUCUAAGUUUUGAUGAUGAUUGCCAGAUCAUAAAUCAACGUUUCUUAAAGACAUGCAUCUCAAAUUUCAAGUAUAUGCGGGUUCUAGAUUUGAGUGGGUCGCUUCUUGAGGAGUUACCAAGUUCCAUUGGUAGGUUGUGUCACUUAAGAUCACUCGAUUUGUCUUGUAAUGAUAAGAUCAAAUGGCUUCCGAAAUCCAUCUGUGAGCUACUGAAUUUACAGUCCUUAAACCUUGGGUUCUGUGAUGCACUUGAGGAGAUACCCAAAGACAUUGGGAACCUGAUCAAUCUCAUAUACCUGGUGAUAACUACAAAGCAGAUGUACUUGCCAAAAUCAAUGAGACGCCUUAAGGUACUUCAAUCUUUAUGGUUUUGCCAAUGUGUCAAUCUUAAAUCAUUGGGCGAAGAGAUCCAGUACCUCACUAACCUUGGUAAACUGUUUAUUACUAGCUGUGAAAAUUUGGAAUCAUUUCCACCAAAUUUGAAACACUUGACCGCAUUAGAUACUUUGGGUAUUGGUGGUUGUGAGAAGUUACAGUUGAUGAGCUUGGAGGAAGGCCCUCAAGGCCUUCGAUCAUUGCAGAUCACUAAUUCUGAUUUGGAGGCUUUGCCCCCUUGGAUUGAAGAUUCUGCAGAAACUUUACAGAGCAUAUCAUUGGAAUACUGUAAUAAUCUGUCCAAACUUCUGGACUUGGAAAACUUUACAUUCCUCGAGCAUCUACAAAUUGUAGACUGCUCCAAGUUGUUUGCUCUGCCACCAGGGUUGCAUCUCCUAACUGAGUUGAGAGAAUUGAAGAUCAGUGGGUGUCCUAAAUUAAGCAGAAGCUGCAAAAGGCAACUAAAAGGUGAGGAUUGGUCAAAGAUGGCACGUCACGCAAAGAUUAAGCUUGAUGAUGUGAAUACUGAUGAUGAAGAAGACGAAGAUGAAGGUACACCAAUGAUCGACUGAAGAUGAAGAAGAUGAAGGUACACCAAUGAUGAAGAAGAUGAAGGUGAAGGUGAAGAAGGAGCUUUCAAUGACAAUACCAAAUCAACUGAUACAUAUAGGUUUUCCAACAAAAGCAUGCAUGCCGCUAUAUAUUGGAGAUUUGGAGGUGCUUAUUCAGAAUGAAGAAAUCCUGCACUGCUGUAUUGUUUUACGCUUGGAUCAUGUUCAAGUUUGGAAUAAGAGAUAUGUUGAUUAACUGGAAAGUGUUGUGUGAUAAAACAAUAAGAUUGUUCGAGUUUGAGUAGGUUCGUUUAUGAUAAUUGUGUGAUUUCCGUGUAUGAUAAGACACAUACGCUAGAAUGUUUCAAAAACUUGAGAAAUGUAUAGUCAAAUUUGAAGCUGAUCAAACUUUCAAGAUAUUAUAAUUAUCACUGGAAGGCAAACAAGCUUUCAAACUUAAGA
Messenger RNA from Rosa rugosa (rugosa rose), 3126 nucleotides. Its product is annotated as putative disease resistance protein RGA3. The transcript is spliced from 2 exons. Gene Ontology annotation, molecular function: ADP binding. The coding region runs from base 70 to 2685 and encodes 871 amino acids. Lineage: Eukaryota; Viridiplantae; Streptophyta; Magnoliopsida; Rosales; Rosaceae. Gene Ontology annotation, biological process: defense response to other organism. The record is from RefSeq and is a predicted model, not a curated record.